UAGUGGAGGGCCGCGUCGGUGUCGGUGGUGGGCCUCUUACGCCGGGCCUCAGUCACGCCGGGCGUCAGUGACUUCGCGUCCGCCGGUUCGAUCGGUUCCUCCUCCCGGGAGGAAGUCCCUGAUUGCUGGCCUCGUCCAAAUCUAUCUCGAGAAAGUUUUCCAGCCAAUUGUAUUUCGUAUCGGAAGAAAAAAAGUAAAAGUGAUCCACUUUUCCUUUCCAAUGGAAGAUUUAAAAAGUGAUUAUAAUUGUGAAUCCAACUGAACGAGGAAAGAGUUUAUACAAUUGAUAUAUGUCGAUACGAAGAAUCUCUUGAGAAGUUAUUUUGAAAGAAAGGAUCGUACCAAGUUUCUUGCCAAGGAUCUGAAGGAUCGAGAAUCUCGAGCGCCACUUGGGAGCACGUAUGGAUUUCGGGUUGCAGCCUCCUGGAGGAGGAGCUGGACGAUAGUUUAGAGAUCGAAAUGGCCCGCGACACCAUCAUCGGAAUCAUCAGCUGUUUGGAAGAAUGACGCAAUCCUUCCCUCGACCGACGUCCGGAGUUGGAAAGGGGGAGGCCAAGGUUGGCGAUUUCGAGGAUGGAACGAUCUCGAAGAAAGUUUUCCAACCAGAGAAUUUUCGCAAGCAUCGAGAUACACGCCGCCCGUUUUGCAAGAACCGUACAGUGAUCUCACUGCGCCCUGUUGCUUGCGGUAACAGUUAGUGUACAGUGAAUGAAUUCUUCGGUCGCGCUCGAUGACUCGAAUCGAUCGGCGGCUCUCGGCUUGAUCGAGAUCGGUUCUGAAAUCUUGCCCCUCUCCUCCUUCCCCUCCAGACCAGAUCCCUUAUCGCGCGGUGUGGCUCCACGGCGGAUGUCUACCGAGGUGGAAACAGUGACAGUGACCGGGCCGGACCCCUAAGCAACACGACCUCACAGUUGUGUUGAACCUGUCGAAGAUAGUGGAUAGGGAUAAAAAUGUUGUCUGAAAUUGGAAUCGUUGGAAGCGCCGCUCAAAGUUGCGAAGAAACGUUGGCAAGCAUCUCGUCGAUACGAGGCGAUCCCUUGAAUCGUGGGUUGUCGAAAGAGUUGUUGCCGAUUUGGAACGAUGCACAAUAGAGAAUUUGGAACGUUGGGUAUUUGAUAUAGGGUCGGAAGAAUCUUCUCUUGCCGGGCGGUGGAGAGUCGAGGUUGUCGCAAAGAUGUCGUCGAACGGCGAGUUUUCGACGAUGUCGAGCGAGGAGGUGCCCUCGUUGCCCAAGUCGUUGCCGAGCUCGAGGGAGGCGACGGCCGAGGGUAGUUCCGGCUCCAGCGGCGGCUACAUGCCCCUGCGCGAGUUCCUCGAUCGAUUCUCGUUGCCGAGGGUGGUGAGGCUCGAGGGCACCGGCGGGAGGCCGGUGUUGCUCUACAAACAGCAACAGAGAUCGCUCCGCGUUACAGCGACCCUGUUGAUACAUCGUUACAGGCACGAUGUCAAAGUGGGGCCGGAAAUAGUCAUUCCAGAAGGUUAUCCGGGAUGGUUUUCUGUGAUAUCUGGGAACAAUACAACGGGCAGUGCAAGGGUGUACAGAAGAGUGGAUUCAUUGGUACGAGCAGGGGUACCAGCGUUUCUUUUAGCCGCACCUUUAAGGGCAUACAUCUUGACCCACUCGAAAAUGGAAAAUGGCAAUCUACGAGCUCAUUAUACAAAGACCACGAUCAGAGCUGGAGAGAUUCUGCGAUUAAUAGCGGUUUUCCAAGACACGAGGAAGUGUAGUACGGUUUCCUUCGGAAUUUCUGGCAGCUCUUCCGAAAAGGAUCAGUACGCACAAUGUUUGGAUCCACAUGGUCGUGAAGUAUUCGCUUCUUUGUCGGCAAGAGGGGAAUUCUAUGCUAUUUGCCAGAAUGGAAGUAUCGAUACCGGAAGCGAUGCAGUACUGUACAAAGUACAUCAUCUUGCGAAAAGACCUUUGCCUCUCAGGGUUCGCCUAAUAGCCGGUCCAUUACCUGUACCACUGCCAAGGGAAUAUGGCGGCUUAAUGCAACUGGAAAGUUCAACUCGAGGUCCAAUUGUUUUAGGAUGCAUUGUACCGGAAAGACCAGUUCACAAUCCUGAAAUGCUUGAGUUGGUCGUGACCGGAAAUGGUGCACCAAGAGUGAGAAGAGCACGAUUAGGUUAUCCAUCAGAAGCUAGACUUCUGGCAUCGCCGAAAAUGCAACGAUUAUUAUCUGCCUGCAGCCGGGCUGUCGGAGAUCGUGCAACGGAACCAAGAGUGGCACCUUUGAAACUGCAUCCAGUCGGUGAAAAUCUUAAGGAGAUGCAUUUAAAAAAAAUCAAACCGAAACCGGAAACGAAGCCAAUAUUGCAAAGUCUGAAAGAUGGAUUGGAACAAUUGAAGAAGAGCACCGUUCGAGAAAAGAGUCAAACCAGACAGAAUUGUCGAAACGGAUUUCUGGAUCGAAUUUCGAAAUUCGCUCAAGGCAAUCGCAGCAGGAACCCUGCGAAAAAAUCAGCUUCGUUCACGUUUGCAGUGAAACCGGAAAUUGCAAUGAGGUGUCAAGAGCGUUAUUCCAGUUUGGAGCCAGAAACUACCUCUCAUCCGAAUCAUUCGAAUUCUUCUUCCAAACAACCUGUACAAAGAUCGGCAUCCACCAGUGUUCUAGAAAUGCCAGCCAAUGUUGAAUUACAACCCAAUUAUUCUCGUGUUAGAGAUAGUCUUACACCAGUGCCAUCCCUUCCCAAGUUAACUAGGACUAAAGCUGAUGACAUUUAUGCGGAGAUUUGUGAGAACGCGGCUGCGCAGGUCCAAAAAUGUCCCGGAAGUCAUGUUAUGGCUAGGAUCAAAAUCGUUGUAAAAGGUCGUGAUUCGACUACAGCUUUGCCAAGCAAAAUUAGUGACAAUAAUAGAUAUGCAAACUCUAUGGUAACGACUGAUCAAAUUGAUUCGAUUAUCAGCACGGAAGAUGAAGUUAUUUACAAUACGAUAUUUUGAAAGUGGAAAAUUAUUAUUAUUAUAAGUUAACCGGCUGUGUUUGAUGAUCGAGAACUCGUUGAUUGUUUUUUAUCAACGUAGAAUUAGAAAUUGAAUCUGUAUCAUAUUAUAUAAAAAGCACUAUGAAGUAAUAUGUAAUAUUUUAAAAGUUGUAAUAGUUGCAUGUACAUAUCUUUGCCAUACAUACUAACAAUAGUAAUGAAAAUGAAUAAAGUUCUAAAAAUGAAAA
Apis cerana (Asiatic honeybee) is the source of this 3173-nucleotide messenger RNA. RefSeq lists its product as uncharacterized. Lineage: Eukaryota; Metazoa; Arthropoda; Insecta; Hymenoptera; Apidae. The record is from RefSeq and is a predicted model, not a curated record.